Messenger RNA from Bicyclus anynana (squinting bush brown), 4684 nucleotides. It is a transcript of the gene Klp3A, whose product is annotated as chromosome-associated kinesin KIF4. NCBI's taxonomy places the organism in Eukaryota, Metazoa, Arthropoda, Insecta, Lepidoptera, Nymphalidae. Gene Ontology annotation, biological process: microtubule-based movement; mitotic spindle organization. The coding region runs from base 1070 to 4474 and encodes 1134 amino acids. Gene Ontology annotation, molecular function: microtubule motor activity; ATP binding; microtubule binding. The transcript is spliced from 20 exons. The record is from RefSeq and is a predicted model, not a curated record.
AAAAAAUUGCAAACAAAAAUAUUUCAGUCAUUAAUUUCAAAAUUUCAAUUUAAUUUUAUUAUUUAGUUAUUUCUUUUAAUAUUACCUCAUGAUACUGUCGGGUUACAUUAACUUGUUACUUUAGCGGAUAAAUAAUCAUACUAAAACAAAUAAACAUUAUGUUUUUAAAAUAAGGAUUAAAAUCAGGGACUCCAAAUAUUGGAGUAUUAAGAGUAUUAAGUGUAUACUGCGUUAAAAAAUCGGUCUUAUGUUUGAUAAAGUAAAGACAAUUUUUCAUCGGCAAUGGGACGUCACUCACACAUUCUUAAACGAACGCGUCCGGGAACGCGUCUCGCGAUGUUUUGUCUGUUGGAGUAUGAAGUGUUUAUUGCGUUGAAAAACCGGUCUUAUGUCUAGACAACAAAGUCUAUUUUCUUUCGGCAUUGAUAGAAGUCUCUCACUCACACAUUACUAAUCGAACGCGUCUCUGAACACGUCCCGCAUUGGUUGGACCGUUAGAGUAUUUGCGAGUAUUGGACUCGCACUCUGUUGACGUCUUGCGCUCCUCGGUACUCGGUACUUCUAAAUACGCUUAAUACGUGUAUAAGUCCCUGCUCCGUACUCGUACGCCAUACGUCUUCCAACAAACCUAGUGUUAAGACCUGCUCCAGUAUAUACGCCUCACCUCUAGUCUGUGGUUUUUCAGCUUACGCUCGAGCCGUUUACUUUUAAAAAUUGACUUUUAAAUUUCUUGAAUCAUGAUUGUUUUUUCGUUAUAAACAGGCAAAAAGAGUGAUAAGUAAAAUUAAAAUAUAAUGAAUUAGCGCUAAUUAGCUUGUACUUUGUGCUUACUUUACUGUGUUACCACUUUAAAGUAUACGGAAUUACAGGGUUCGUUACAACGUGCAAUCAGAAUCACACUUUAUUUUAGAAAGCUGUCGGCACUGGCUAGAUGCAAAGAUAUUAAAAAUUAAAAAAUUGAAAUAAGUCUGACGUUGUCUGACUAUCGGCCAUCAAUGGAACAUGUAAAAUAGUUUAGCUGGUGUGGACUGAGAUUGGAUUAGUUUAGCCAAGGACUAUAUUUUACACAAUGUCAGACUCUGAUUCGAAGUGCAUAGACACAGUGCAGGUGGCUCUGAGGAUCAGGCCACUGAUGCGGAAUGAGACUGACAGAGGUUGUGACGAGUGUAUAGAAGUGGUGCCCGGGGAGCCUCAAGUGCAAAUAAAGGAUCUCUGCUUCACAUUCAACUAUGUGUUCGCACAACACAUCACUCAACAGGAGUUCUAUGAUACAGCAGUUAAAGGACUUAUUGGCAAACUAUUUCAAGGAUACAAUGUAACUAUACUUGCCUAUGGGCAGACUGGAUCAGGGAAAACUUAUACAAUGGGCACAAAUUACUCAGGAUCAGAUGGAGAUUCCACAAAACUAGGUGUAAUCCCACAAGCAGUAGCAGACAUAUUUGACUACAUAGACACACACAAUGAUAAGUUUAUAUUUAAAGUGAGCGUUUCAUUCAUGGAGCUGUAUCAGGAGCAAUGCUACGACUUACUCUCUGGCAAGGAAAGGGGACACAGUAUUAUAGAAAUAAGGGAGGACAUCAACAAAGGUGUAGUUCUUCCAGGUAUAACCGAGCUACCUGUCACAUCCACCAUGGAAACCAUGAUGGCAUUGGAGAGGGGGUCUAUCGGUCGAGUGACUGGCUCAACUGCCAUGAACCAAGCGUCAAGUAGAAGUCACGCCGUAUUCACAAUUAUCAUAGCUAAGGAGAGUCGAACUGAUAAAAAUCUAGCAACAACCUCCAAGUUUCACCUUGUCGAUCUGGCUGGUUCAGAACGCAUCAAGAAGACCAAAGCUGUCGGUGAACGUUUGAAGGAAGGGGUUAAGAUCAACCAAGGUCUGUUGGCCCUCGGCAACGUUAUAUCAGCGUUGGGCGAUGGGACCAACAGGAGCUUCAUUAGUUACAGAGACAGCAAACUUACAAGACUGUUGCAAGACAGUCUGGGCGGUAACUCCUUAACGCUUAUGGUGGCUUGCGUGAGUCCGGCAGACUACAACCUGGACGAAACUGUUUCCACGUUACGGUACGCGGAUCGCGCUAGACGCAUCCGUAACAAACCCAUCAUCAACCAGGACGCUAAGGCGGCGGAGAUCCUCAGAUUAAACAAAUUAGUAAACGAUCUCCGGCUACAACUCAUUGGCAAAGUUCCGUCAGUCAGUGAAGACAACAACGAACAGUUGCAAGAACAACUGGACAAAGAAAAAGCCAAGUAUGCCGAACUGCUGAAAAAGCAUAAACAAGUGACAGAACACCUCGGAAACAUGCUCAUUGAAAACACAAACUUGUGCGAAAAGGCACUGUUAGCCGAAAUGGCCAAAGACAAAAUAGAACGUAAACUGAACGAGCUGACGGAACAAUGCAACCAAACCAUAGACAAUUUGAGCACCACAGACUUCGUAAAUGAUGACAACAUCCAAAAGACAAAUGUGAUGGAUUACCUCAAGGAUAUAAAGACUCGUUUGGAAGACUUGCAGUCUGUGAAUAUAAAGACAGAGGAGGAAUUAAUAGACCAUGAGAUUAAAUUGUCAUUCGUUAAAAGUGAAGGAGAGACUGACAAGGGCGAAGACGUUGUGAUGCUGAAUGAGGAUCAGGUAGCUUUGGAAGAAGAGAAGAGAGCUAUGGGACAGGUGGCCCUUAACCAAGAGCUGCAAGAGCUGAACCGCGCCAUAGCUAUCAAGGCGUCGGUAGUGCAAGCCAUGAGAGCCCACAACCAGGAGAUGGUGGAUAGCAACAACAACCUCAGAGAGAACGAGGAGAGGAUCGCACAGCUUGAGAAGGAGAAGGAGAAGCUUACACAGCUAUUAAGGCAAACCAAGACCAAAGACCCUUCCCACGACGAGCGCCGCAACAAAGUAUCGGAACUGGAGCUGCAGAUAUCGGAGCUGAAGAAGAAGUGCCAGCAACAGGCUAACAUCAUCAAGAUGAAGGACAACAAUGAGUCCAAGAUUGUUGCCUUGAAUGCUGAGCUAAAGAAUAUGAAGGCUAUGAAGGUGAAAAUAAUCCGUCAAAUGCGCGAAGAGAGCGAGAAGUUCCGCAAAUGGAAGGCGGACAACGAGCGCGCGAUGGUGCGUUUACGCAACGAGGACCGCAAGCGCGUCACCGCCAUGGCCAAGAUGGAGUCUCUGCACGCCAAGCAGCAGAAUGUGCUCAAACGGAAGAUGGAGGAGGCGGUGGCUGUUAAUAAGCGAUUAAAGGAAGCCCUAGAUAGACAAAAACUGACUGCAAUGAAACGCAACGCGAAGGGCAACGUGAAGACAAGCGCCAUACAACAGUACAUUGAACAAGAACUGGAAGUACACCUCAGCAUCGUUGAAGCGGAGAAGUCCUUGUAUGAGCUCAUGGAGUACAGGGCAUGGCUAACACAGCAGAUUGAGACACUCCACAACAAGCCUGAUGAUGAAGCAAACAGGAAUAAGAUUGCGGAGCUGGAAGUGGAUCUCGCGCUGCGAAAGGCUCAAAUAUCUGAUCUGCAGCAGAAAAUAUUGACAGCUGAUCAAGAGAACAAAUCUCGCACACAAUGGGACAAUAUACAAUCAAUGAUGGAAUCCAAGGUGGCCCUGAAAUGCAUGUUCGACUUACUCGUGGAAGCCAAACGUGAGCUGACCAACCAAAGUGAGAAGGGCUACCAAGCUCGCUACGAAGAGGUUAAGGAAACCUAUGACAGACUGAAUGUGGAAUACGAGAACUGUAAGAGCGAAUACGAGCAGCGUUUGGCUAUGAUGAAGUCAGAGAAUGAACAAAAGAUAAGCGCGCUGGUGGCGCUGCAGCGCGGCAUGGUGGGGCGCGGCGACCGCAGCGAGGCGUGCAAGCAGCUGCAGAACAUGAUCCAGGUGCAGCAGGAGCGCCUUGACCAGGUCGAGCUGGAGAAUAAAAAGUUGGUCGACGAGUUAGAAGAGCUGAGAAACGCAAACAAGACUGCCGCCAAGAAACGUCCCAAGAAAGAGAACGAGAUAACCAGGAAACUUGAUUACAUUCCAACUGACGAGGAGGAAGAAGAAGACGACAGUGAUAAGGACCCAGAUUGGAGGGCCACGCCUCUCUUCAAACGCAUACAUGCCCAUCGUUCCCGCUUGACGAUGAACUUUACACAGCACGACACGACCGUCGACACGACCGCAACACGGCCCGUCAAGCGAGGCAGCGACGGCUCGCCGCACUGCACGUGCCGCGGCCAGUGCACGACCAAGAUGUGCGGCUGCGUGAAGUCGGACAAGGGCUGCGAUGCGAGUUGCCGCUGUCAGCCGCAGCUGUGCAAGAACCGCAAGAGCUUGUCCGACACUGACGAUAAGGAGAACAAUCCGUCCAGUGCUGAGUAUUCGACAGAGAAGUCGCCACUUUCCUUCUUUGAUAAACGAGAUGAUUUUAACAGCACAUACGUAAAAAAGAAGAAAACUUUUUUUUUUCCCGACGAUGAAGUCGAAACUGCUGUGAAAUAAACUUCUAAAGACUGAAUAUUUAUAGCAUGUGGAUAUCAAGAUAUUUAUGUCAAAAAGCGAGAUCUUGCGAAGAUUUUGAAAAUGUGCCUUUGCUUCUAAUAUUUGUGUGUCCCGAUGAUUAAAAUUGCAUGAAAUUAUGAUAUGUGUAUUUACAGUAAUAUAGUAACAAAUUCUUCAAAUACAAUUAUAUUAAUAAAUAUUUAUACUAAA